GAUGAACUUCAUGCCUAUCAUACGGUUAGCGUCCGAUCGCGUUAACAUUCCACUCUUCUCAGACGAUGGUCGGAACCAACGUUUGUUUACACCCGGUGAGGUAGUGACGACACAGCAAGGUUUUAUGCGCGGCCAUGGUACGUACAUGGAGGACGAUGUAAUAAAAUCAUCAGUCGCGGGUGUAAUGGUACAGGUCAACAAAUUGAUCACCGUGAAAGCCCUCAAGGGUCGCUACGUUGGUGAGAUCGGUGACGUGAUAGUGGCCCGCGUAACCGAGGUGCAGGAAAAACGCUGGAAGGUCGACACAAACUCUCGGCUCGAUUCGGUUCUAUUGCUGUCUUCCGUCAAUCUGCCCGGAGGAGAGUUGCGUCGCCGUGGCGUAGAAGAUGAGAAGCAAAUGCGCAAAUACCUGCAGGAGGGUGAUUUGAUAUCGGCCGAAGUACAGAAUGUCCAUUCGGAUGGUGUGCUGUCGUUACAUACGCGCAGCUUAAAGUACGGCAAACUGUCCCAGGGCAUACUGGUGAAGGUGUUCCCUUCGUUGAUUCAACGGAGGAAAACACAUUUUCAUAAUUUGCCCUGCGGUGCGUCAAUAAUUCUCGGCAACAAUGGAUUCAUCUGGAUAUCACCGAUGAUGAACAGUGAAGGAGAAGGAAGUGGAGGAGGUUUCACACAAAAUCUGGACGAUGUAGUGACGAAGGAGGAUCGUAAAACGAUUGCCCGGUUAAGGAAUUGCAUUCUCGCUUUGGCACACUGCAAGAUCAUGCUUUACGACACGAGCAUACUGUACGCGUACGAAGAGUCGCUAAAGUACGAAACAGCGGAGCUUCUUAAUCCGGAAUGUAUGGCGGAUGUUGCCUUUCUGACGCAGCAUCGUUUGCGAUCGUUGGAGGUAUAAGUUAGGGAGGAUUUAAUA
Messenger RNA from Anopheles maculipalpis, 913 nucleotides. It is a transcript of the gene Rrp4, whose product is annotated as exosome complex component RRP4. Gene Ontology annotation, molecular function: RNA binding. Gene Ontology annotation, biological process: poly(A)-dependent snoRNA 3'-end processing; U4 snRNA 3'-end processing; TRAMP-dependent tRNA surveillance pathway. The record is from RefSeq and is a predicted model, not a curated record. Gene Ontology annotation, cellular component: nuclear exosome (RNase complex); cytoplasmic exosome (RNase complex). NCBI's taxonomy places the organism in Eukaryota, Metazoa, Arthropoda, Insecta, Diptera, Culicidae. The transcript is spliced from 3 exons. The coding region runs from base 2 to 895 and encodes 297 amino acids.